UGAUUAAAGUUUUAAAGUAUUUAGUAGUACUAAUAAUAAUGGCAAGAAGGGUAUCACUAGUGGCCUUUGUAGGUCUUCCAGGUGCAGGGAAAUCAAGUCUGUGCAAGGAAUUAUUUGAGAGUUUGGAGAAUAGAGCAAAUUCCAGUGCUCUUUGCUUGAUUCAUGUCUGUUUUGAUGAACUGAUACCUUUAGAUCUCCAAGAGAAAUUUGUCUUAAUCAAGCAAAGUAAGUUAGAGGAUGAGGUUGAGGGGGCGAGUUGGAAAUCAACACGUCGUGAUGUUUACAAUAAAAUAGACAGGCUUGUCGAAUGCUUAAGAAAUGACAUCAUUGAUUUAGAUAUCUUCAAACUUUUUGGUAUUGAAGAGAAACGAGAUGCCAAUGUGGAUCAUAUAAUUCUUUUAGAUGAUAAUUUUUAUUACAGGAGUAUGAGGUAUGAAUAUUUCCAGCUUGCUAGAAAGCAUAAUAUUGGAUUUUGCCAGUGUUACUUAGAAUGUACAACUGAGGUUGCAAUACACCAAAAUCUGAGCAGAGAUAUUCAGGUGCCAACUGCUGCAAUUGAAGCCAUGGCAAUAAAUCUUCAGCCUCCUCAGCCUCAAGAACUAAUGUGGGAGUUGAACACCGUUGUGAUUUCAUCAAAGAGUCCAGAUAGAACAGAUGCCGUAUGGGAUAUUAUAGAGAAGUCUCUGGAGUUGCCUGUUCCACCCCUUGAAAACCGAGAUUUGGAGAAAGCUGAAGCACGUCUUAGGUGUUCGCUCAGUGUAGCCCACCAAGCAGAUUUGAUUCUGCGUAGUCUGGUGGGAACACUAAUCAAAGAAGCGAAGGCAAAUAAUGAGUUCCCUACCUCCAAGUUGCCAGAAUUUUCACGCAGUGUAAAUUCUGGACGACAGAGCAUUAUUGUUGCAAUGAGAGAAGGGUCCCUCAAGUUCCCAUCCCAUUUAGCGGAAGAGGUGUGUGAAGAGAAGAAACAGGAAUUGUGCGAAUUUUUGAGAUCAGAACUGGAGGAGAAACUGAAAGAUCAGUCACCAAAUUAUUGUGAGUGAGGACUGAAAUGUGUUGUUGAAUAGUGAAAAUAAUGUUUUGAGUGAAUUGUAUAUAAUUUUGCUUUUAUAGCCAUCAGAUAAAAGAUGUAUAUUUAUGUCUUUCAAAAGAUGAAGAAAAAUGUUAAUAAAGUAUUCCUUGGUA
Penaeus vannamei (Pacific white shrimp) is the source of this 1182-nucleotide messenger RNA. It is a transcript of the gene Pstk, whose product is annotated as Phosphoseryl tRNA kinase. The record is from RefSeq and is a predicted model, not a curated record. Lineage: Eukaryota; Metazoa; Arthropoda; Malacostraca; Decapoda; Penaeidae. Gene Ontology annotation, molecular function: tRNA binding; kinase activity.